UUGUUGUCUGUACUACACCCUACACAUUACCGAUCCUUAGCAUUAGGUAGUGAUAACACGUCCCCAGAGUUCCUUUAAAUCGAACCAAACCUUCCAAGCGUGAAGACAACUUUAGUGUCACCGUUUUGGUGAAUAUUGAGUCUUCACGAGUCUAGACCAGCUAACAUUGCUAGCUACAGUGUACUGGAGCGAGUAAACCAUUCCUUUUUAAAUCCUACAGUAAGCCAUUCAUCUCACCAAAAAAUGAUUAAUUUUCUCUUAUAUUUCAGUCUAACAUGUCAAAUCAGAACACAAAAUGUAAGGCGGUCCAAGAGGAGCCUGAGGAGUUUGUUGUGGAGAAGGUGGUGGACCAACGCAUUGUCAAUGGGAAAGUUGAGUUCUUCCUGAAAUGGAAGGGAUAUAACGAUGUGGAUAAUACCUGGGAGCCCGAGGAGAACAUGGACUGUCCAGAGUUGAUCUCAGCGUUCUUAGAGUCCAAGAAUCAUAUUAUGGAGAAGCCAGAGUCCACCAAGAGGAAGUCCUCCACGGAAGUGCCCGAGACAGAAGAAGAAGAGGGCAAAGCCAAGAAGAAGAAGGACAUGAAUGAAAAGGCCUGUGGCUUUGCUAGGAAUUUAGACCCAGAGAAGAUUAUUGGUGCGACAGACAGCAGUGGAGAAUUGAUGUUUUUAAUGAAGUGGAAAGACUCAGAGGAAGCUGACCUGGUUCUAGCCCAGGAUGCUAACACUCGCUGUCCUCAAGUUGUCAUCUCCUUCUACGAGGAAAGACUCUAUUGGCAUGCCUGCCCUGAGCAUGAGACCCAGUAGCCUCUUGGUUGAUAACUGGUCUGACGGCUCUACAAAAGUUUAACCCUCAACAGUUUGAGGACAGAAACAUGCCCACUGCCUCUUUCUAUUCACAUUUCUUUAUAAUGGUUGCAUACCAAUGGUUAAAUGCCAUUUUUUUAUCUGAAUAUUAUUAGGAAUUACAUUUAACCAAAACAAAAAUCCUAUAGCUUUUUGUGAACUCUCAAGUGUACUCAGCCAAUACAAAUGCUUCACCAGUUGUCAUAGUUACCCUAAAGUAGACUGAUGUCCAAGAGACAAUAGAAUCAUUAACUACUAGUACAAAGGAGAAAAUUUUUUUGGUCUUUGUAAAUCAGUAUACAUUUUUUAACUUUGAUAUCAUUUUUCAGAUGAAGGUUGUGUUUCUGAAUACAUAAUAAUAUGUUUUUCUUCACAUAAGUUCACUCUUGAUUUUUCCAUGGAAAUACGU
Molecule: messenger RNA, 1251 nt
Organism: Hypomesus transpacificus
Lineage: Eukaryota; Metazoa; Chordata; Actinopteri; Osmeriformes; Osmeridae
Product: chromobox protein homolog 3-like
Exons: 4
Coding region: 276-803 (175 amino acids)
Biological process (GO): chromatin organization; negative regulation of transcription by RNA polymerase II
Cellular component (GO): nucleus; pericentric heterochromatin
Molecular function (GO): chromatin binding
Source: RefSeq, a predicted model, not a curated record